CUCUCUCUUUCAUAUAAUCAUCAUAUUCAUUCAUUCUCUCUUUUUCCCACAUACUACUCCUCUCUUUCUUUUUCUCUCUCUUUUCUUUUCUCCUCUUCUUCUCCGAUCCUUCAUCCUUUCAUAAUCAAUCAAUUCUCAUAAUUUGCACCUUCCUUCGCUUUCUCUCUCCGAGUUGGUUUUGGGAUUGUUCCUCGUAUGUUAUAUUGAUCUCUGAUACUCACAAGUUGCAAGCUCUUGUUUUGAUGAUAACAAGGAUUAACUUGCAACAAGUCUCUACAUUAUGGAUCAAAUGACAGAUUCUGAUAUGGAUCAACAACGGCAAGGCUAUUUUCAUUCUGAACCGUGUGUUCUUUUGAGAGGCCCCAAUGUUGGACAUCCUAAUUUACGCUCAGUGGUGACUGCUUCCGGGAAUGCAACUAAUGUUGAUUCUCACUAUUUACCAGAUGCUUAUGACAAUGCUAGGGUGUAUGGGAUUACACAAUACAAUGGCAUGCAGCCUCAACAUAACCUCGAGAUGGGCGUUGCGGCAGCAGGCAACAUAUAUUAUUCUGGCAUGAAUCCUUCUUCAAGUACCGGUGUUUUCCCUCUGCCUCAUAGAGCCUCCGAUCAGUUGCCUGGUUCAAGCACAUUUGCAAUCUCCGGUGUUUCCUUAGAUAAUUUCGGAAGAAGCGCUGGUUUCAUGGAUGAUGCUAGAGGUCCUUACAAAAGAAAAGUUGCUGAAGGGAUUAGAGGAAACCACCAACAUUUUAAUGCUUCAACUAGUUCUUCUAUUGCUCCCCCGAAUGCAAGACAUGCUGAUGGGGUUGCUAUGAUGGAUACUGCACCAUUGCCAUUCCGUGUCCCUUCCCUCAUUGGAGUAGGACCACAUGGCGGUGCAUGGAGCAGGUCGGGUGAGUCUAUUAUGGUGCAUGACCAUAACCAUUUGAUUCACGGAAACUAUUUGGGGCAACACUUUCCGCCAGCUGCUCCUCCUUGGCUGGACCAGCAAGUGAAUGCUAAUAGCAAUGAUGGCCAUACUGCAGGUUGGAAUCCAUCUGUUCCGAUGCCUUAUAUACAAGCACCCAAUAUUAAUGGAAGUUCGUUAGAGAGUGCAAGUAUGGGUUUGCAGAGGUAUCAUGACACAGCCGGUAACCGAAAUGUCCUGAGGUUUCCUCCUCCGCCUCCUCCUGUCAACCAACAGCACCCUAAUUAUCAUCAUCCAACACUUCCUAUGCAAGGAAUAAGAGGUCACAAUAUCAGCUUUCACCCUCCGGUAACUGCAGCUUCAUUUAGGGUUCCACCAAAUCCUCCACGUGGUUCUGUGAUCCCUCCACAGACUGGUUUUGAGGCAGGUCCUAGGCAUAUCAUCCCUGCACCAUCAACAGGCUUCCGGAUUUACCGACCUCAUAGGCUCAUGCCAGAGAUAGCUCUUGGACAUCGAAGUCUACCUCCCGUGGGCUUCCUCCAAGUUGAUGAUGUUGCUCUGAUUGAUGAAGUCGGAAAUCUGAUUGACCAUCACCGAGAUAUGCGCUUGGACAUAGAGGACAUGUCUUAUGAGGAUCUACUGGCAUUAGGCGAGAGGAUCGGCAGUGUGAACACUGGUUUAUCCGAGGAAACAAUUGCAAAUCAACUAAAGACAAAAGUUUAUUCAACGAAAGCCACUGCUAUUAAUCUGGAGGAGGUAGCUUCUGAUGAUCAGGAAACCGAUUCUUGCAUAAUUUGCCAGGAUGAUUUUACGGACCAAGAGAAGAUUGGGAUUCUUCGAUGCGAGCACAAAUAUCAUGUGGAUUGCUUAACGAAAUGGUUGCUUGUCAAGAACGUGUGUCCGAUAUGCAAGUCAGAAGCUUUGGCACCUGGAAGGACUGAUGCAUAGGAAAGGAAUCAAUGAAUUCCUUUUCUUCCUUGCCUAUAUAUCCUUCUUGGAUUAUUUAUUUUUGGACAGAAUUAUUUUAUGUAAUGUAAUUUGUAUAUGUACUUGCACAUAAUAUAGACAGUUCAUGCCUGCCCAACUCAUUUAAUCUGGGCACUAGAACUUUUGUAUCUAUCAACUUGUACAGACUUUGUUCUGUUGGAUGUAUUUACUUCGGGUAAAUUAUAUCGGUACUUUUUUUUCAUUUAUUA
This is a messenger RNA of Trifolium pratense (red clover), 2100 nucleotides long. RefSeq names its product probable E3 ubiquitin-protein ligase ZFP1. The record is from RefSeq and is a predicted model, not a curated record. Lineage: Eukaryota; Viridiplantae; Streptophyta; Magnoliopsida; Fabales; Fabaceae. Bases 281 to 1852 code for a protein of 523 amino acids. Gene Ontology annotation, cellular component: nucleus. The transcript is spliced from 7 exons. Gene Ontology annotation, molecular function: ubiquitin protein ligase activity.